UAUGUUUGGUGGGGAGGGGUGGCUAGCUGUAUAUGGAGAUGGAGGUCCAGGUGGAGCUCAGGCCUUGGGGUUAAUGUUACGUAGCUUUGCUAGGAAGCUGUCUCCUCAGGCUUGGAAGUGGACAGUGCUCAGACAGACAGACAGACAGACAGAGGACACAAGGGUAGAGUACCACAAAAAAGAAAGAAAACAGAAAAGGAUUUUGUUAAGAAUGGUAAAAAAGAGAGAGCAAAGAAAGAGAAGAGAUUGGUAAAGAGAGCUGGAAAAGUAAGGUCCUGUGUACUGUGUGACAACACUCCAACCACCUCAUCAAUUUUCAGUCAGUCAGUAAAGCCUGUCUGUCUGUUUCUUUAGCCUGUCUUUAGUACUGCAUUGAGAACAAAUGCCAGGAAGUGAACUUGUACAUUAAAGCCCAAACAAAACACCUAUAAAUACUUUAAAAUUAUUGCCUUUUUGUUGAUAUCACUGCUGUGAAUCAGCCUGUGAAUUCAAAAUCACUACCAUCAGUAAUAGAUAACCAAUAAAACUAGCCCAUCCAUCAUAAUGGCCCCCAAGAAGAAGGCACCCCACCCCAAAAAGACAACUCCAGAGCCAACAAAAUUGGGGAGUGGGGUUGUGGUUCCUGAGACAGGGGUAAAAAAACUAGAAAUGCCUCUCAGUAUUGAGCAGUUGAAUCGUCUCAAUGGGAUGACCCUGUCACCAGUGAUACGGCCUGGAGAGAGGGGUUUUGGCCUGGGUGGGGAAAUGACUCGGCCCCUACACGGAUCUGCUCUUUUGGAGGAGCUGAGCCGUAUGAGACAAGAGCACUUCCUCACUGACCUGGAGCUGGCUUGCAAGACUAAGGCCUUUGAUGUCCACAAGUUGGUCAUGUCCUCUGUCAGUCAGUACUUGCGUGAAGUUCUAGCCAAGGACCUGGGCCUCAAGCGCUUGGAGUUACCUACCAUAUCACCCUUAGGUCUAGCCAAUGUGAUCACCUUUGCUUAUCUUGGCCGUGUGCAUAUGUCUCUCUACACUAUUGGCUGUACCGUAUCUGCGGCCUGCACCUUGCAAAUCCCACACCUCCUUCAAAUGUGCAUGGACUUCCUGAUGUCUGAAUUAAACGUGCACACCUGUGUGUACGUGUGGAACAUUGGAGCUGCUUAUGGCCUGGGCCCUGUGCGGGAUGCUGCACGCCGCUUUGUGCUGGAAAACUUUGCCCAGUUUGCAGAGACACCCCAGUUUACUCAGCUGACCCUAGAACAAAUCAUUGCUUUUCUGCAGGAUGACAAUCUUACUCUGCCUUCAGAGGUCACCACCUUCCAGGUGGCCAUGAAGUGGCUGGAUUUUGAUCCAAAGAGGCAGGCUCACGCUUAUGACGUACUAUCUCAUGUAAGGUUUGAGACUAUCCCCGCCAGUGAGCUGGUCAGGGAGAUUCAGCCUGUUGCCCGCAUGAUGCAGGAUCCUCAGUGCCACCGUCUACUGGUGGAUGCCAUGAACUACCAUUUGCUACCGUACCAGCAGAACACUCUACAGUCCUGUCGCGCAAAGGUCAGAGGAAGCCAGACUGUUCUGCUAACCAUCGGCGGACGCCCCUCCCUUACUGAGCGUGCCCUGAGUCGAGAAGUACUAUGGCGAGACCCUCGUGAUGGAGUUGCCACAUGGCGCCAUCUUUCCCAGCUUCCUGCUAAGAGCUUUAACCAGUGUGUAGCUGUGAUGGAUGGUUUCCUGUAUGUGGCAGGUGGAGAGGACCAGAACGAUGCUCGAAACCAGGCCAAACAUGCUGUCAGCACUCUGUGCAGAUAUGACCCUCGCUUUAACACAUGGCUGCACCUGAGUAGCAUGCGCCAGCGCCGCACUCAUUUUAGCCUUGUGGCCACAAAUGGGCGCCUUUAUGCAAUUGGUGGCCGUAACACUGAUGGCUUGCUGGCCACCACUGAAAGCUACCUGCCCUCCACCAACAGCUGGCAGCUCCGCGCUCCCAUGGACAUGCCACGCUGCUGCCAUGCCAGUGCUGUCCUACCAUCUGGAGACAUCCUAGUUACCGGUGGCUAUGUCAACUGUGCUUACUCCCGCUCUGUGGCCUGCUACAAUGUGCAGAGUGACACCUGGAGUGAGCAGGCACAACUGGAGAUGCCACGUGGUUGGCACUGCUCCACCACACUGGGUGGUAAAGUUUAUGUGGUGGGUGGCAGCCGGCUGGGCCCAAGCGGAGAGCGUGUGGAUGUGCUGAUCACUGAGGUGUUCUCACCUGAGAACGGCCAGUGGAGCAGGGCCACCUCCCUGCCCUUGGGAGUAAGCACAGCUGGUCUGGCACCCCUUGGCGACCACCUAUACCUUGUGGGAGGAUGGAAUGAAGCUGAGAAGCGCUACAAGGCGGCAGUGCAGCGCUAUGACCCAGGUACCGACAGCUGGUCAGUUGGGGAAGAGCUGCCUGAGGCCACAGUGGGCGUAUCCUGCUGUGCUCUGGCACUACCCCCACGCCACACUUCACGCAAGCAUCGUAACACCCCCAACCAUGAAGAACAGGGUGGCAUGACUGCAUGAGAGAGGGAGCAAGGGAGGAAAGAAUGAGGCCAAGAUUAGUAGUAAGGAGGAGAGAGAAAGAGAACACAGAAGGGGUGGACAGUUACUAGCCAGGGAGGAUUCAACAAGUAAAUGAAGGGGAUGGUAUGGCAGAACUCCUUUGUUAUUAAGACAGUAUCAAGUGGGGAAGGGAGUUUAGUGUCACAGUUUAGGGCCCACUUAUUAACAAUGUGAAAAUGUCUAAGCCAACAUAGCUACUGAGUGCAUGGGACAAACAUCUGAGUGAGUGAAUGGGUAUGCCUGUGUGUGUACAUGCAAGUGUUAGAGUGAGUUUUAGAAAUUCAUUGCAAAUUAUCACUUUACAAUCACAAAUGCACUAAGGUUUUCCUAAAAUAACAUCUAUCCAUCUCAUUAUAUGAAUUACUCUACAUAUUUAUCAAAUAAAUACGUCCUAAUUAUUUAUCAAAUUUUUAUCAUGCCAAGAUCACCUCAAGGACUAAAAAGAAGAAAAGAAUAUAACUGGUUUUUCAGUUAUUCAUAUUGAGUAACCACUUUAUCUGGAUCAGAGUUAUGGUGAAUCCAGACACUAUCCUGGGAACACUGGGCACAAGGUAUGACUAAACCAUGGAUAGGACUCCAGUCUAUCACACGGUCCCAUGCACACAUUAAUAACUAGUUUUUAUUUAUUUAUAUAUAUAUAUAUAUAUAUAUAUAUAUAUAUAUAUAUAUAUAUAUAUAUAUAUAUACAUUCAAUCCCAAAGGCAUCAUCGUUUGUAGAGUUAGUCAGUGGAUGGACACUCUUAAAAAAAUAGAGGGGAAAAAAAGUAAGAAAAUAUGACCCUGAGCUUCUUGGAAAUCAAUUAUUUCCCCCAAAUUUGUGGAACCCCCCCCACCCACCAAAUAUAUAAUUGAGUGCAAAUGUUUGCAUCUUCUAUUACUACGUGGAAAAACAAACAUGCAUCAUUGAUGACCCAUAGAUUAUUAUUAUUAAUAAUAAUAUUUCUUCUUGUCUGGAUAAUAUGCAUCUGCAUUUCUGGUGACUUCACCUUCUACUGACUCCAUUCCACUGUAUACAGAACCCUGCUAUCUUCCUAAGAGAACCAGUGAACAUCCUAGAGAAAGAACGUCGUUCCAGACAUAGAGAGAAUUUUGAAAUGUGAAAUGAAAGCAAGAAAUGUUAUUGAUAAUGUGGAUAGUUUCAUUUACAUGCAAUGUUCCCUUUAUAAGGUACAAUACAUGGUCAAUAAUUGAGUAAGGUUUCUGUUUUGUGUUGAAUGGAAACAUAAUAAUGUAGGUGUCGCAAAUGGUACUAACUCUCUAGGAUGGGAUUUCAUUUGAAUAAAGCCAAAAUGAUCAAAGCAUAAA
Messenger RNA from Neoarius graeffei (lesser salmon catfish), 3867 nucleotides. RefSeq names its product kelch-like family member 43 (gene klhl43). The record is from RefSeq and is a predicted model, not a curated record. Gene Ontology annotation, cellular component: nucleus; cytoplasm. The transcript has 6 exons. Gene Ontology annotation, molecular function: protein binding. Lineage: Eukaryota; Metazoa; Chordata; Actinopteri; Siluriformes; Ariidae. Bases 544 to 2523 code for a protein of 659 amino acids.